This is a messenger RNA of Gorilla gorilla gorilla (western lowland gorilla), 4482 nucleotides long. RefSeq names its product F-box protein 39 (gene FBXO39). Lineage: Eukaryota; Metazoa; Chordata; Mammalia; Primates; Hominidae. Gene Ontology annotation, cellular component: SCF ubiquitin ligase complex. Gene Ontology annotation, biological process: SCF-dependent proteasomal ubiquitin-dependent protein catabolic process; positive regulation of protein ubiquitination. Gene Ontology annotation, molecular function: protein binding. The record is from RefSeq and is a predicted model, not a curated record. Bases 162 to 1490 code for a protein of 442 amino acids. The transcript is spliced from 4 exons.
GAUAAAGCAGCCUAUGACAUUCUGAGGACAUGUUCUCAGUGUGGCAUCCUGCUUCCCCUGCCGAUCCUAAAUCAACAUCAGAAAGCAAGUGAUUGCUUUCCUUUCCUCAUUUUUGGAAGCCCUGCCUAACACACAGCUGCACUGUACAUCCCAGUUCCUGGAUGGACGAAGAAAGUGAACUGAUCCAGCCCCAAGACCAGAGCUGCUGGGCCUUUCUGCCUGAUUUGUGUCUGUGCCGUGUUUUCUGGUGGCUAGGAGACAGGGACAGGUCCAGGGCUGCUCUUGUCUGCAGAAAGUGGAACCAGAUGAUGUAUUCUGCUGAGCUCUGGCGGUACAGAACCAUCACCUUCAGCGGGAGACCUUCCAGGGUACAUGCAUCUGAAGUUGAGUCAGCUGUUUGGUAUGUUAAGAAGUUUGGUCGUUAUCUGGAGCACCUGGAGGUCAAAUUCAUGAAUCCUUACAAUGCUGUCUUGACCAAGAAGUUCCAGGUCACCAUGCGGGGCCUCCUGUCUUGUCUGAGUAAGAGCAACAACCGUCUGAAAUCUCUUUCCAUCCAAUACCUGGAGCUGGACCGCCUGGUAUGGAGGAACAGCAUCAGGAGCUCAUUCAUCAGCAGCUUGAGCUUCUUCUUAAAGAAGAUGGGCAAACGCCUGGAUUAUCUCAACCUAAAAGGGGCCAGGCUGACCGUGGAGCAAGGCUGCCAAAUUCUCGACUCCCUCAGCUACAUGAGGAAUGAGAAUGUGAUCUCAGAGCUCAACAUCGAGGACUAUUUCAGCCAUCACCUUGCUGUCUACAACAGCCCCCAGUUCAAAAAGACCAUGUCCACAUUCCACAAUCUUGUGUCCCUGAACCUCAACUACAACUGUAUCUCCGACGAGCUGCUUGAGAACUUGUGUGAGAAUGCCAGCACCCUCCAGACCAUCAACAUCAAAUGCCACGUUCAUGACCCCCACGGACAGGUCAUCUGGGGUAUGUCCUGGGCUAAGCUGGCCAGGCAGGCCACCAAUCUGAAGGUGAACUUCUUCUUUGAACGGAUCAUGAAGUACGAACGCUUGGCCCGAAUCCUCUUGCAGGAGAUCCCGAUCAGGAGCAUCAGUCUGAGAAGCUGCUAUUUCAGUGACCCAGACUAUUCAAUGAGACCCACUCUGAUAGAUCUCCUGCCCACCUUCCGGCACACUCUGCAGAAAUUAACUUGUGAAUUCAACAACAACCAUGAGUCACUCGACGAGGAGCUGCACCUCCUCAUCAUAUCCUGCAGGAAGUUGUUUUACUUCAAAAUCUGGGCUUUCCUUGAUGUUAGUUUUGUGGAGCGGAUCCUGAAGAGUCAGAAAGAACGGCAGUGUGCCCUGCGUGUAUUCAAGGCGAGAAUUUAUACAAACAGAUAUGAGACGAAUGAAGAGGACAAGACCCUGCAGGAAAUUUACAGGAAGUACAGAAAGCUGAUCGAAUCAGAGCUUACCUAUUUUGUCAUCGUUUACUCUGUGAUGUAAUGAGCGCUCUACAGAUGAAGAAAGCUGGGAGCACUUUGAACUUGAAAAUCAUUUCUCUUAGAACUACACUUGGGCACUGCCAGCCCUUUUGCUCCUCUCUCUCCCUCCCUCCUUUUUUUUGUCAGCUCCAUGACAACAUGACCAGCUCAGCAAAGGCUGAGACUGCCCAUGACCUGAAGGCUCCAGGUGGCUUUAAAGCGCUAUGUUUACCAACUAUCCCGGUGUCAUUUCUCUUUUUGUCAGUUUUGCUUUUUGACACCCUCACUCAUCCACAGAGCUAAAAACCCAAAGCCACUCAGAGUAGCUUCCUUUUUUUUUUUUUGAGAUGUAUUGACGAAAAGAGUCAAACUCUGUAAAAUAUUUUUAGAGAUUUAUUCUGAGCCAAAUAUGAGUGACCAUGGCCUGUGAUACAGCCCUCAGGAGGUCCUGAGAACAUGUGCCCAAGGUGAUUGGGGUACAGCUUGCUUUUAUAUAUUUUAGGAGGCAAGAGACAUCAAUCAAAUAGAUUUAAGAAAUAUAUUGGUUUGAUUCAGAAAGGCGGGGCAACAAAGCAGGGGCUUCCAGGGUAUAGGUAAAUUUAAACAUUUUCUGGUUGACAAUUGGUUGAGUUUAUCUGAAGACCUGGGAUCAACAGAAAAGAAGUGUUUGGGUUGAGAUAAAGGAUUGUGGAGACCAAGUUUUACUGCUCAAAGGAAGCUCUCAGAUAGCAGACUUCAGAGAGAGCAGGUUGUAAAAUGUUUCUUAUUGGAAUUAGAACGGUCCCUGGCUCUUAGUUGAUUAUCUCCUAGAACCGGAAAGGAAGGAAGGAAAACAAAGGGGAGAGGAGAUUCUCUAUAGAAUAUGGAUUUUUCCCACAAGAGACUUUGCAGGGCAAUUUCAAGGUAUGGCAAGAAAAUAUAUUUUGGGAUAAAACAUUUUGAUUUUCUUCCUUGUUAUGCCAGAGUCAGAUUGGAAAGUCACUAUAUACAGGGUUAACUAAAACCCAUCUAAUUAGAAUUUAUGGCUUGUAGGGCAUGAUUCCUCAGACCCCUUAGAUAGGAAUUUGGGCAAGAUUAAAAAAAAAAAAAUCAGAGCUUAGUCCUCAGACAGAGUCUCAUUCUGUUGCCCAGGCUAGAGUGCAGUGGUGCAAUCUCGGCUCACUGCAACUUCUGCCUCUCAGGUUCAAGCAAUUCUCCUGCCUCAGCCUCCAAGUAGCUGGGAUUACAGGCAUGCACCACCAUGCCCAGAUAAUUUUCAUAUUUUUUGUGGAGAUAAGGUUUCACCACGUUGGCCAGGCUGGUCUCCAACUCCCGGCCUCAAAUGAUCCACCUGCCUUAGCCUCUCAAAGUGCUGGGAUUACAGGCGUGAGCCACCGCACCCAGCGCCAGAAUAGACUCUUACUAGAGGACCCUGACUCUUGCUAACCUGUGCACCUGAAAGGGUGUGUGUAACCAUUAAGCAAAUAGAAUCACGUUUUCUACUAACCGACAUUAUCAGUUUAGAAAUCCUUUGUAUCCACUGACCUUCAUGGGGGAGUCUCCUGACAUUGACAUUGUCAUUGUCUGGGCCCAAUCUCAGAUGCAUAGAAAUCUCCAGCCUGCCCUUGGGUGAAGCAGGAAAAGCCCCACUUUUAGGAGGAGCCUGCUCAGAGCUGGAACUCCCUCCCACAGAAAGAACUCAGCACCUGACUUAAUGGCAUCGUGGACUCGAAUCUCCUUCCUCUGUUUUUCCUGUGUCUCCUUUAUUUUUCCACAAAUAUGCUGAGACCGGGUCUGUGAUGUUGAACAUAGAUGUGAAUGGCCAAGUUUGAUGGCCCCAAACCUGGCUUUUGGAGCCAGGUGUCUGGAUGAGUACUGGCCUGCCAUGAACUUGUCUUGUGCCUUGGGGCAAGAAUUUAACCUCCCUGAGUUUCAGCUUCUCUGUGUGUAAAUGAAGAAAAAAAUUAAUUACAUGCAUUGCAACACACACACCUGGCCCGUGUUGGCUUUUAUCUUGUUUGAUGUAUGAAGGAACAGGCUCUAAGGAAGUUAACUUACCCCGAGUCAUACAGCCAGUUUGUGGCAGAACUAAUACCAAAGUCUCCAGAUUUAGAACCCAAGACUCUUUCUUCCACCCAAACAACAAAAUGAGAAGAACCCAUUCCCUCUCCCUUCCUCCACCCAGCUUGUCUCGACAGUUAUUAAAGUGAUCACUGGUUGAGUGUUUACAUGCUAGACAUAAAUUCACCUAGUUUCAUUUAAUCCUCACACAGCUCUAGAAAGCAGAGACUACUGUUAUCCCUCUUUUACAGGGAUCCUGAAGGAUUGGCAAGUCUAACCUGCCCCGGUCACACAUUUAGGAAGUUCUGGAAGUGAGUGUCAAACCCAAUCUAAUUCCAGAGCUCUGCUCUUAAUUCCUACGUAUUAUCCCCACAGCAAGAGGAUUUGGGGUCUGUUGUACCGUAAUUCUAUUAAGUGAAGAGCAUGGUCGGAAGAGAGGAUCGAUGAUAAUAAUAAAUUCCUGAGCCCAUGCCAUAGACAUUGUAUUACUUCUGGUCCUUUGGGGGUUUUGUGCAUGCAGUGGCAUAGAGUUCUGUUUUUCAAUAGAUAUAAAUUAACAAAAUCUCAGAACACUUUUAACAAGUGACAUUUCAGAUUUUGUUUGUCUUGCCUCUUGUGUGCUGUGCCCAUAUUUUUGCUUAGCUGAGGUUUUCAGAAGUGAGAAGUGUUGGUGACAUUGUCAGACAAAGGAUUUGCAACUGUUAUAGACUCACCAUCCACCACAUGGCACUCACAGGUAGCAUUUAUUCACAAACAGACCUCAAGGACUCCAAAAUACUGAAGAUUUCCCAUGGUAUCCAGAGAUGAUGAGGGAACGAGGGUCUGUGCCAGCUUGAGCAACAGGCACCCAUCAGUAUGGCUUGUUACUGACACAUUAAUCUCCAUGGCAACAGAAAGCUAUCCUUUCCUUAAUUUUAACCAUCCCAACAAAUUCGAGAAAUGCUAACUCCCUCCAAUAAAGAGUUUGUGAACCU